Messenger RNA from Myotis davidii, 777 nucleotides. Its product is annotated as protein FRG2-like. The coding region runs from base 1 to 777 and encodes 258 amino acids. Lineage: Eukaryota; Metazoa; Chordata; Mammalia; Chiroptera; Vespertilionidae. The transcript has a single exon. The record is from RefSeq and is a predicted model, not a curated record.
AUGGGUUCAGGAUCAGGACACGGCAAUCUCCGCCGCCCCUCCGGGCAAAGGCCCACUGACCGGCCUCCCCUCCGAAGGAAUUCCUUAGGAGGAAGAGGCUCCGGUGUGGAGGAGAAACCACUGGAAGAAAAAGGGAAGACUUCCUCCCGGUUCACAGAGACCGCCAGCACCCAAAGAGGAGAAGCAGGAAGCUGCUCCAGUCAGGGGAGCUCCGGGAAGAGGAAAAGAGGCUCCAGGGACAGCCCCUGCGCCAGAGCAGAGCCCUCUCCGGGAGAGGAGCGCAGUGCGGUUUGGGGGAAGCGAGCAAAGAGCCCCGAUGCUGGCCCCCGCAGCUGCAGCCAAGAGACUGGGCGCCCCUGCCCCAGCAGAACGCAGAGGGAGCGGCCCGGGCACCGGAAACAGCCCAGAUCCAGGCCCUCCGGAGGCCAGCCGCCUCUGCUGCGGACAAGCCUGGUGACUUCCCUGCGCACCUUGUCGGAGGCCACUCAUGGCAACAUCGUCCAGAUGCAGCACCAGCAAGCACCUGCCCCGCUGAGCUGGGAGCACUAUGCCCUGCUGGCCGAGCUGCGGGGGCAUUUGCACGCCCAGAUGCAGACCGUCUAUGCCAUGGCCACCCAGGCCGCCUAUGUCUUCCCUGCUGAGGCGUGGCUCAGCCCGGCCCCACCUCCCGGGCCUUCCGGUCCAGAGGGAGAUGGAGAGGAGAAGCCCAGAGCCCUUCCAGGGAGGGCGCCCUGGGAGCCGGGGCACAGCCCUGUUGGAGAGAUAGACAAUGUGUGA